This is a messenger RNA of Chara braunii, 1410 nucleotides long. NCBI's taxonomy places the organism in Eukaryota, Viridiplantae, Streptophyta, Charophyceae, Charales, Characeae. The record is from the annotation of a GenBank genome assembly.
UCGUGAUGAGAGAGUUAGAGAAUCUGUUUAGGGAGGAAAGAGAGAUUAUCUAGGCGUGGAGAUCAGACUUUCUGGAGAGGGUAAAGGCUAGAAGCGUAUCACGUGAAGAAACUAGUGAGCGAUCUGCAGAGAGCGAGACAACUGAAGAUAAAGUAACGCAGGGAAGUAGCGACAGGACAUGAGCGAGACUGCUUUACACACGACGGAGCGGUACUCAUUACAUGUGGUAGGGAGACUGAACAGACCAUUAGUGUUAGUGAUCAUAGAACUCCAGCUCCAUACCAGACUGUGCAUAGUUGAGGAGGCAGAGUGUGUCCGCCGCGCGCUGCGUGAGGCUAGGGGAACAGGACUUUGGAUUGUAAUAGAAGGAGGACGGAGGAUAAAAUACGUACUCCAAGUGACACCUUUCGAAGGGCGGUCUCGGAUAAGGGCAUGGUACGAGACGACCAGAGAGGUUGAGAGGUUGAAGAUAAGCGAAGCCAGGAAAGCUGGAGAGUUAGGGAGAGUUGUAACAAAUGGUGCAAUACUCAGGGUGUUAGCCGCUCACGACCGGUACUGGAAGGAAUCGAUAAAGACUUUAGAGGCGAUAGAGGAUGGUGGAGAUAAGGAAGACUUUGAGACAUUUUAUGACAUAUUGGAGCGGUCGGCGAUGAGGGACUAUGGUAUCACAAAAUAUCUGGAGAAGUGGGAGCUUCAUGCCAGCCGGAGUCAGUGGUCAGAGGAAGAGAUUAUAGAGAACUUCCUAUUUAAUGUGGACCCAAGUCUCGGUAGGGAAGUUAAGGAAGCUCGACCGAAGGAUGGGAAAUGGACUACGUACAAGAAGAACCUCGUUGAGCUUUACAAAUUGGAGGAUAACAAGUAUUCCAUCAAGGACCUUGAAACAAUGACUCAAGAUGAAGAUGAGAGCGUACGGGCAUUUGGGAUGCGUUUCCARAAGAUCUCCGAYGUGYUGAUGAAGAAGGGAAAAAUCUCAGAGGUCGAGCGCUGUACUAUCUUCAUCGGACACUUGUCCAAAGGUAGGCAAAAGAGUAUACUUAGAGAUCUUCCGCGCGACAGGCUUGAUUUCCCAGAAGUCCUAAAGCUCGCGAUAAAGGCAGAGGCAAACGAUUACAAGGACUUGGUGUGGAGAGGGAUGAGGAGACGUGACUUCUCUCUCUACAAGGAGUAUGCCACUGAUAAAUGUCCUGAUUUCAAGGACUAUCCCUGGUCAGAGAAGAAUGAGGCCGUGGCUGAGGAAGUGAAGGAGAUGCGGGACAUGGUGAAGGGAUUGACGAGACAGGUUACAGAGAUUGUGACCACUACAGGGGCCACAGCCUACCAGGACAAACCUGAAGGGCCCUAUUCACUUCGCUAGGACCGUAGGAACAACUAUUCCUGGAGGAGUGUCGAGGAUAAAAAUCCUCGGACGCU